UGCAUAUUUAUAUUUGGCGCCAAAUUUUGUACGUUGUCACUUUGUUGGAGGCGGCCAUCUUGGCCGAGUAAAAACAAUCGAGCAAUGUUUGUGAUCGUUUUUACAAUUUAUCGCUGGUGGAGGUCGUAUUCUCGUAUUGGUUAAGAACAUUUGACAUGGAAGGGACUUUUAAGAGUCCCCGCCCUAUACCAAACAUUGUCAGCGAGGCAACUUUUAGCCACCGAAAGACGAAGAAAGUCAACCAGCAGAGGAGGGUAGUCGAGGAAGAUUGUUUACCUCCACGAGCUCCUGUGAAAUCCGCGCCUCCGAUAAGUAGAGUUUUUAAACAUACGAGAAGAAACUCAGUAGGAGCACUGCAAGUCAGUUUUCGAGAAAAUGGAAGUAGUAUCCUUUAAAUCUUUUACAGAAAAGUGUGUGCAGUUGAAACUUUGACCUCUGAUUGCAUAAUUUUUGGCUUUACGCAAGCUUCGAUCUGUGAUUCGUUUUUUCCCAUCUAUCAAAAAGUCUUCAUUUAAUUUUCCUAUCAAAAAAGUGAGCAACAGAAAGCUGUAAACACUUAAUUUAAGCUUAAUUAAGGAUGUUUUUUCAGGGAAUUGUUUUAUUUCAAUGUUAUGUUAUGAUUAUUUCGUCUUCAGUCUUGUCUUUUUCAUUUAUGGCUUCGGCAAGCAAUAAUCAGUCAUAUUAUCACUUAAACAUAAACCAGUUAAGCUUAUUGUUCAUUGUGAUUGCAUGCACUUGUUAUUGGUUCAUGUUUUAAAAAAUAGGCACUAACGAUUGAGCAAAAAAUUUCACUCCAAAUUAAAAAUGCCCAUGGGUCCAAUUAACCCAUUCGCCCCUGAACCGCCCGUAACCGCCCGUGCGGAUCCACGUCCUUUCUACCCUUUGUGACGUAAUCAGUUUUAACGGUCAAGGGCAAAUUUGUCUUCUAACUUGUGCAGAGUGAAGUGAUCUUUCAAACCAUACCAGAAUGAGCACAGUUCAGUCAAGCUGUGGCCUCUUUCUCCGUUUUUUGGUACAUUGUAACUGGACUUUUAGAGGUACUUUUAGAACAAGGUAACGGGUGGAUGGAAAGGAAAGUGGAUUAGGAUAGAUCCUAAAAGCUUUCCUAAAAACUAUUUUGCUCACAAAUAACAAUAAUUCACAAUUAUUUCUGAUCAACUUUCGGUAAACAUGAAAACAGUUUGCUUUUGAAAAAUUUUGGUAUCACAAGCUGAAAGAGCAUAUUAAAAUUAGGUAACUUGUAAAUUUUCAGCCGUAUGUCUCAAAGUAGCAAUUGCAACGGCUGCUGAAAAUUAGAAGGAUUUAUAUGGCUGGAAAUUUACAGGUUACCUAAUUUUAAUAAUUAUGCUCUCUCAGCUCGUGCUAAAAAAAUUUUUCAGAAGCGAACUGUUUUCAUGUUUGCUGAAACAGGGUUGUCACUAAGAUAAUAAGUUGUUGGGGAAAUACAACAAGUAGGUGGGGAAUCAAACAGCUAGGGAUUUCUUUUGGUUCCAUUUUUCUUCUGUUUUCCAAUAAAAGUAGCCGGGGACCACACUCAUAGUAGCUGGGGGAAAUCCCCCGUCCCUGGCUCUUAAUGACAGCCCUGCUGAAAGUUGGUCACGUGAUCAACUAAUGCAAAAGACCUAUUGAAUAUGUUAACCCUCCAAGCAUCAAGGGUGAUCAACAUCAAUUUUCUCAUCACCAUAUCAAUAUAUAAAUCAAGAGAUGUUUGUGAGAAUUAAUGUAAAGAUCACCUAUGGGAAAUUGCUUUGAUAAGUCAGUGAGAAGUUUAGCAGCUAGGAAUUUCUUAUGGCUCGAUUUCCUUUUUGUUUCCUAUGAAAAUAGUUAGGGGUCAUGCUCAUAUAAGCUGCAGCAUAUCCCUACCCCAGGCUCGUAGUAACAGCCCUAUUCACCUGUACACAAAAUGCUCCUGUAGUCUAGGGUUAUGAAGAAGAUACUAAGCAAAUCUCACCAGUGAGCACUGACUAUAAUAUUUUUUGUGAUUUUUGCAGGCAUAGCACUAAAACUUAAAAACAUUAGCACAAUGUUUACAAUUGUAAAUCCUUGUCCAUCCUUGCCAUCUGUAACAAAAGAAAAUUUGAAACGGUUUCAUUGCUUAAAUAUAGUCUUAAAUAACAAGACUGGACUAUUGUUUUAAGAAUUCACUUGGUGCACUGCCAAGACACAUUUUAUCUUUUCAAACAGACAGCAAAUAGUUCGAUGUAGCCUCUUUAAUUCUUUUAUUUCAGUAGAUAACCAGUCUUAUUAGUCUUACUUUAUUUUAUUUAAGCAGUAGGUUUAGAUUCGAUUUGCUAAAAUGCCAAUAAAAUCCUUGACUUGACAAAUUAGAGAUAAAAAGCCCUCAUUAUAAUGAAAAAUCAAAGGAUCUUUAUUUUGAACAGGUUUGUGAAGAGAAGAUUUUAGCAAUAAUUGAGUGUAUCAUAUUUGCUUGCACCCUAAUCCAAACAGUCAGCUGAUUUAGCAACCGAACAGGAACAUCUGUUGAUGACAGGAUGCGCAAACCAAAACAACUGGCUUGACCAAUGACAGUGCGGUAAAUUGGGCACCGGAAGUCAUGGUUAUCACUUUCCGGGUGCCUUCCCGUUGUCAGCUGACAUUCCCGUUCUGUUGGUAAAUCAUCCUAAUAUUGAUAACAUUGAGACCCUCAGUGAUGUACAAUAAAACUAGAUUAUUUUUUCUUUUGUCUCUUGAUUCCACAGUGUUUUGAUGUAAUCAGUAGACUUGGAGCAGGCUCAUUUGGAGAAGUAAGUUUAUUUCUACUACAUCUAUCUAACUCCAAGACCUUUUAAUGGAUUUGUGCAAUUUGUUUGAAACUUGGAUAGCCAGGUGUGAAACCAGUGUCGCUGUUAGACAAACUAUUUGGCAAUUGACUGAUGAAAUGUCAUUUGUCUUUAAAAAAAUUAAUAGGUUUAUAAAGUGAGGAGCAAGGAAGAUGGCUGUCUCUAUGCAGUAAAAAAGUCAAGGGAUAAAUUUCGUGGUGAUGCCGACAGGUAUUGGUUGCCACCCAAAUAUAUUUUGCUUCCUUCUAUUCAAACUCUUGAACACUCGAAUUUCUCUGUGUUUUGCAUACAGGAAAUAUAAACUAGAGGAGGUCAACAAACAUGAGAUACUAAAACAUCAUCCAAACUGUGUUCAGUUUAUUAAAGCUUGGGAAGAAAGGUUAGUGGCUUAUUAGAGACUUUUUUUACAUAAGUUUUUCACUUGACAUGUACUCUGUCCAUGGAGUGGUCAGCCUUGUUUUGCACAGAAACCUCCUUGCUUACAGAAAAAUACUUGUUAACUAGCACAAGGGCAACAAGUAAUUAUAGGUUUGAUCAAAAUGAGGUGAAUCCUAUCCUGGCUUCUACCAAUAACAGUAAGCUGUGCUAUCGCAAGCCCUUUUUUUUUUUAGGGGGGGGGAGUGGUCGGGGUGGAAAGGUAGGGGGCUGCUAACCUCCAAAGCAAAUUAUUAUCAACUUUGUUGCAAAGUAGAAAAGGAAAUAAGUCAAAAGCUAGACAUAGUAUAUUCUUCAUAUGUAAUAAAAUGAAAUAAAUUAUGUUAGAUAUGUAGUGGUACACCUUUGUUUAAUAAGAAUCCUACGUGAUUAAAAAAAAAUGUUUUUAAUAUAAGAAAAGGGAAUAAAAGAAUUAUAGGUUUAAAAAAAAAGGGAGUAAGUAAUCCCAGGUUUUCAAAAAAAAAGGGAAGCGUGGCUAUGGGAAGGCUUUUUUUUUGGGGGGGGGGGGGGAGGGGGGGGGGGUGGAAGGUAGGGGGUUAUGUAAUAGCAAAACAUAUUAUUUUCAAAUGCUUUGAAAAAGGGAAAGGGGAAGAAGGCAAAAAGUAAAUACUCUAGGAUUUAAUUAAUUAAUAACUUGUUAGCCAUAUAUGGUUAGGAAUUUUUUGUUGUUUGUAAUUUUAGUUAUUUGGAAAUAGUUGAUAUACAAUAUAUUGUAUAAGACUCCAAAUAAAUAAAACAUGUAUCUAUGUAUGUAUGUAUGUAUAUAGGGGUUCUCAGGUAUAAUACUGAAGUUAUGGCGCAGACUUUUCAAAUGAGUAACCCAUGAUCAUGAGGUUCUCGUACAUUGUGUCAUUUUGUUUACAGAUACAAACCAUGUUACAGUGACAUGCUUUUUUAGCUUUUUUCCAGGACCAAGGUCUGGACUAUUGGACUUUUUUAGGGGGGUACUGGACAUGACCUACAUGUAUAAUGGGACUUCAUGUGUAUAUUCGCAACUCCCUAUUAUUAUAUACCCCAAGUGUCCCUCCCCCCUGGGAUUGUAAGUAUGAUUUCUAGUCUUGCAAAACUAAAGUUGAAUUAGGUAAUCUCCUGCAGCAAUAGGGUGCCCCCUCACAAGGAAUUACCAGUUACAGAUUAGACCAGUAUUGUAAAGUCAGAUGCAUGAACUAAGGUAUUCCAUUAAGGCAUUGUGUAAUUCUAUUUUUCUUUUUCUAUCAAUUUUGUCUUGCAGGCAACACCUGUAUAUACAAACAGAGUUAUGUGAAAUGAGGUAGUUAUUUCUGCUAUAUUUCACAACAUAUAAAUGUGUACUUUAUCUUGAGAAGGUUGAUUUCCUCUUAAAUGAGUGGAUAAAUGUACGUGUCAUGUUUAGAAAUAUCAUAUGAUAAUGACCAUCAGUAUCAUUGUUGUCACCAUUACUGCCAUCACUAGCCAUUUCACCCUUUUUGGCAAAGGUUGAUUCAAGUACAGUCCAGUGAUUUGCUUAUGCAUGGCAAAACUGACAUGCCCAGUUAUAAAGAAUGCUUUUGUUAAUUGAUAGUUAUUUGAUGUUUUUUUUUCAGUCUCAAGGACCACCUAGAGAAUAAUGAUUCAGCAAGUGAAUCUGUAGUAUGGGAAUUUCUUGUUGACCUAAGCCUGGUAGGAUUUAAUUUUAACUCCGAAGCUAAGGUUUGAGUUUGUGGGUUUUCCAAAACAAUAAAACAGUCUCAUUGUUGGAAUUUGCAGUAGUUUUUUGUGGAAAGCAUUGAUGGUUCUCUCUUUUUUCUGUACUGUUUUUCAGGGUCUCAAACAUCUUCACAAUAAUGAUAUGGUGCAUAUGGAUAUCAAACCAGCCAAUAUUUUUAUUGGUCUUGAUGGAUUGUGUAAAAUAGGAGAUUUUGGUUUGGUGUUAGAACUUUCAAAGGUGGGAUACAGUGAAGCUUCUUACAAUACUGAUGUACUUUCAUGGGUCAUAAUCAAGUUGUAACGUGUAUGCACCUUUUUAAAGUUAGUUUGGCCAGACUGAUCCUACAAUGCCCUAAAAUGUUGUAAAAAAUGUCUUUUGCACUGGAGUUCAGAUGGUGAUUUGCUUAGAGGUAAAAUUUUUAAUUUCCUAGUGGGCUGUGAAUCAAAAUAGUUACCUUAUGGCUGGUCCCUUGGGAAGCAAGUUCUACAUUUUGUUUCCCAAAGUUCUCAUUGUUUCUUGUGGCUUUGCCUCAAGAAAUGUUGAGAUUCUCUAGACACAAAAGUAGUGGCCUGUGAAAACUGCAGCUGUUUCUCCCAUCUCUUUGCAACUGGGGACAUUUGGCGUGCAAGAACAUCUGCAACUCAGAGACAGAAAUUCCAUACAGCACUGGUGACGUAAAAUCUGUCCUGAACCCGGUCAUAAGCGCUGAUUGGACGACAGAAUAGUUACAUUGAAUGACAGUCAAAAGACAAAACGCCACAAAGGUCAAAAGUAAACACGAUGAAUCUCUAACAAAACAGUCAAUGUUUUUGGAAUGUAGUCUUCUCCAGAAGAAGCAUUUGAGUUUUGCUGGAGCUCAACACACAUCAGCACAACACUUUACCAAAAUCGACCAGGAGAAUUGUAAAAUUGAACAAAUUUGCAUUUGGAACCCAUGACUACCGGAUUUAUUAUGUAAACAUUGAUUUACGUCAUUAGUAUGGAAUUUAUGUCGCUGAGUUGCAGACAUUCCUUAACAGAUGUUAUGUGGAAACCUACAAUUGUAAACAUUGGUUUCAAUCGGCUGAGAUUGCUUGUUUCUCCAUUACUAAGUCUUUAUUGAAAAUAAUUUUGUUUUUGUGAUUAUAUAUUUCUAGUGUGAUACAACUCAAGCUUUAGAGGGAGAUCCUAAAUAUCUUGCUCCGGAGUUAAUGCAAGGACAUUUUACUAAAAGUGCUGACAUAUUCAGGUGGGUUUUUAUGUAAUUAUUAUUUUUUCAAAGCUGCUGUUUGCAUGCAUGUCCACACGUUUGUGCAUGCCAAAUCGACUUCUGUAUUGUAAAGACAGUAACUUUUCCUGAAGUUUUGUCAACUUAUCCAUUUUUACUAUUUUGUUUUGUAUAAUAGCAUUUUUAUUUAUUUAAUAUCUCUAUCUGCAGCUUAGGAAUAACUCUACUGGAGUUGGCCAGUGAUCUUGAUUUACCCAGAGGUGGAGACACAUGGCAUCAACUUAGGAAUGGCCAGCUUCCUGAUGUGUUUACACAAGGUUUGAUGUUGGGUAAUAAUAAAUUAUUAUAAGAGUUACAGGGCUGUGCUCUAGCAGAGCCUUGUGGCCCCUCGCACCUAACAUUUGCUCUUGGGCAACUAGAAAGUCAUAUUUUUUAUACAAUCAGAUGCUGGGUACCCUAUAUUUUACAGUUUCAGAGCACUGGGCUCCCUUCAAUUUUCCUUACAGCACAGCCUUGAGUUAAGUCUUUGGUCGCUAAUUUCCGUGCAGAAAUUUUCCAUUCCUUCCAGCUUGGACUGGAAAAAGAGAGAUGCAUGUGAGAAUUCUCUUCAUUCUGGAACGGUUUCUCUGGGAUGAUGGAUUGCACUACUAUUUGAAAUUUCAACUGACAUUUCUGUUUAUAUUUUCCUGGCAAAUGGUUAAAUGAUUCUGUAGUGAAUGUUGGGGAGAUGUAAAGAAUCAAGCAUAAGAGGACACAGAAAAACUUGUUAGCCCCAGAUGGGAUUCAAACGCACGACCCUCAGUGUUGUAGAUCAGAUGCCCUAACCUCUGAGCUACUGAGGACUCUUUGGCAAGCAAGGGUCAUUUUUGUGGGUUGGACUUGUGAACCGCAUCACGCAGUCAAUCACAAGCAACACAUUAAGGCUUAACUGCAUCAUGCAGUCACAUUUAAAGCAAGAAAUGUCUCACCUAUGAAGACGCCUCCAACUAACCAGCCUAUGCCACUGAUGUUUUUAUUAUAAACGAAAAUAAAGUGAGAUGUAAAGAAUCAACCAUAAGAGGACACAGAAAAAAUCUCAGCCCCAGAUGGGAUUCAAACCCACAACCAUUCUGGCAUUGUUAUUCUAUUCUCUAUACAUUAAAGAAAUUAAUAUUGUCAAACUCCUAGCUACAUAUCUGUCACUUAAAUCAAAAGCCGACAUUGAUAUGUGAGGGAGGGUAGUGGGUUCGAAUCCCAUCUGGGGCUCAGAUUUUUUUUGUGUCCUCUUAUGGUUGAUUCUUUACGUCUCCCUUUAUUUUCAUUCAUAAUACUAAUAUCAGUGGCAUAGGUUAGUGAAUCUUUGUUUGCAUUUUUGCCUCAUUAUCAUAUGCUUUUCAUUCUCUGAUCAAGCUAAUAAAAAAGAUCUCUGAAUAUCAAAAGAGCAUUACAAUUUUAAUUAUCUGUUUUAAUUUGAUGCCAAUAUACCAAAUGAUUUUGGAGAAAUUAACUUUGAAAAACUUGAAACUUUACAAAGGAUGUAUGGGCUCAUUAACGUUUUUGCAACCCCUCAAUUUCAAGGUUUCCACCAUUGGUGCAUGUAUUCUCCUUGCUAUUGCUUGCAAAAAGCUGAAAAUUGCUCGGCAACUUUUGAAUUUCAUUUGUGCAUACAAUGACACCUUCUAUGGGUUAAAAGAUGUCAACAAUUAUGUGAGCAAAGAUUUGCCUAUUGCUACAAAUUUUGAUAUUUGCAUAAAUAAAAUGAUUUAUGUUUUAUACUGUAUCACUGCAGGUAUGUCCCCAGACCUUCGGAGGCUUAUUGUGUGGAUGAUGAACCCUUUACCACAGUAUAGGUUUGUUACAGUAAAAUAAUAGACGGAUUAAGACUCAUGCUUAUGGCUAACAGCAAAUGGCAGAUUUAAGUUGACAAUUUCUCAAACCAAUAGAAAAUGAUCCGAUAAAACAGUCCAAAACAGUUCUUAUGGAUGAAAAUAAUGUGAAACAACUAAUUUUUUUGUAGGAGUAAAGAACGGUAAAAGAGAAGUAAGGGGAAAACUUGGUCACUUGGUCCAAAUUUGUGUUUGCCGUUUUCCAUAAACAUGACUCAAAAUCUCUCUAAUGUCUAUGAUGCAGUAAUUUUGCUGUGAGAGUACUUCCUAUUCAGUUGGUAAUAAAUAAUUCAUUGUUAUCAAAUCUUACUUUUAGGCCAACAGUAGAUGAAAUAUUAGCAGAGCAAGCAGUGACACAGGCAUGGAAGAGAAGGCAGAGAGUUUACUUUUAUUGCUCAAUGGUACAGUAAAACCAAGUUUUCCAUAUAGCAUAAAUAUAUCAUGGGGAACAAUAUAUAUUUUCAGUUUUUGGCUGCUAAUCAUAAGUGUGACUUGAAGGGAAUCUGGUUAAUUUUGAUUGUCUUUCCUUUUGUUUGAAGGUAUCACCUAAAGAUAUGUGGACAGAAGUUUUUAUAUUUCGGACUGGUUAGAAGCCCAUCCUUCUUGUCAUGACAAUAAUCUCUCUCUUCUCUUUUCUUUCUUAUAUAGAAGCAAUUGGCAUUUAAAAUGUACUCAGUGGUGUAUGCUGUUUUAUUUUGGUUAUGGAUGGUUUUACUAUGGCCCUAUAAUUCACUUGGAGGUAAGAAUAUCUGCUGACUCAUUUUUUAAUGUAAAACUCAAAGUUGAAUGCUCAGCUUUGCCCCUAGGAUGUCAAAAAAAGUUAUUAGAUUUACAAUCCAACCUCCAUGUGCAACCGCCUCCCGUAAGCGACCCCCAAGUCUGCACAUUUUGAGUGGUAGCUUACUGGGGUUUUACUGUAUUUCAAUUGAAUUUGACUUCCAAGUGUUCUGUUUUAAAUAGGCUAUGUGUGAUUUUUUUUCUUUUCUUUUCUUUUUUAUCAGGAUUACAUUUGGCAGAUAAAUCAUUAUCAAAAACAGACAUAUCCUUCCAUGAAGACAACAGCUUUUCUUCAGAUGGUAAAAGACCAUUCUUUUACUCUGGUUUGAUUUUUUGAUAAACGUGUGGAGAAUUUGUUUUAGAUGUUGUAAUUUUUUUUCCAGAGUCAUGUAAUACCUCCUUGUAUGAUAGCAGCAGCACUCCUAACUGCAGUAUAUCAUUUGAAGAAAUGUUAACACAUUCCAUUCCAAAGCCUCCUUGGCAUGGGUAUGUACAAGAAAUACUACCAGGGGCACCCAACGAGAAUAUAGUUCAAAACCACUUAAACAUAGCAUUGUUAAACGUAUUUUAGUAUUUAAACGGUAGAUAUAGGCAUAUUCUUAUCCCCUAAAAAUUUUUCAUCUGUUCGGAUUUCCUAGCUUAAAGUCCAGUGAUCCGAAAAUUAUAGGGAUCAAAACUUACCUUUUCGAAAAUUUCAGCCAGAAAAAAGGCUCUCGAAACUUCUAGGGGACCAUUUUACGUUAAAAAUCCGUUAAAAAUAAGCAAUUAUACCAUUUUUUAGAUGUUCGAAAAUCCUAGGAGAGGCAAGCAAGCAAGAAAUUUUAUAACAAAUGUUUCGAAAAUUCUAGAUCACAAAUUGUCUUCCGAACAGAUAUUUUUUCGAAAAUUGACGUUGGGUGCCCCUGUACUACCUGUGAUGUAUCUAACAUUGAGAUAAUUAGGAUGAAGAACAUGAUAUCUUUAAGAAUUAAUAUGUUUAACUCAUUCGCCUCCUGGUAAUUUUGGCGAAAAACUCACUUUGAAGCUAGUUAGCCAUUUUCUGGUCAUUACCUUGCUAUAAACAUGAUAAAGAGCUAAAAAUAAACAAAAUGUUCGUUUACAGGACGUGCUCUUAGCAGCCUUAGCUUCAGAAGCUUAAACAUGUGCAGAAAGCAAAAAUUCAAGACAGUUUGGGUGUAAAGGUGACCCAGCUGUCUCGACUUUUGCCAUUUGCCUUCCCGCCUCCCCUCUCUUUUGUUGGGGGCAUUAACUAGGCUUCAUUUCGGUGGAAACCGCUUUUGGGAUAAGAGUUUUAUGAUUGUACGAUAGUAGGUGGAAGGAAGUGUAGGUUGGUGAGUGGACUAAGAUUUUCAUUGAUUUCCAUUGUUUUUGCCUUUUUCCACUUUCUUUGACUGAAUCGCCCUCAUUCUAGUAUGGGUUGAAAGAUCCACAAGUAAGCUGACAAAGUUGACAGGUCUUGACUGUCAAAACUGAUGAUGUCACAAGUGAAACAAGGGAUGAGGACCUGCACAGUCAGCUAUUGGCGGUUCAGGGCUAAUGGGUUAAAAAUCUUUAAAAGUAUAAAGGUGCACUAAUGUCAUAUUAGAAGUAUCAAAGAAAAAAUAGAGGGCAGUCUUUCACAGUAACUGAUUGAUUUCUCACAUGUUCAGUUGUCAAGGGCCAUUACAUUAAUAUGAAAAUUUUUAGUCAAUGGUCUCAUUUCUUUUCAUGGAGAACGGAUGUGUUAAAGUUGACUCCAACUAUUUAUGAGAUAUAACAAUGUAUGAUUACUUUUUUUUCUAGCGAAGGCUACUGCAGCUCGCCUGUUCAUUUGACACCUUGCAGCCACAUGGAUCAUUUAAGGAUAUCUCCCCAAAUGUGUUCAAAAAAAGGGAGGUAGGUAUUGCGCAAAGUUUUCGGUUUCUGACUAACCUAGGGCGCUCAGUUGCCAGAAAAAAAAAAUGAAAGAACUUUUUUACUUUGAAAGAGUGCCUGGAAUAAGGCCCUGCUUGACGUCUGAUGAGCUGCUUGAUUCUCCCUCCAAUUGUGUAGUGUCUGUUUUGUGAAUCAUAGGGAGAGUUUUAUAUUAGAUCAGGAGUCUCUCAGGGCCUUAUUAAAUUAAGGUUAAGUUUGUAUUGUGUUGUUUCACUGGUUUCCAGCAAGCCUUGUUACCACAGCUUACAAGUACUUUAAGAGAAAAUAUAGCUUUUAGUCGGGGACUCGUCAUAAAUGGAACUGUCCGUUACAAAUGGGUAACAGUAAAGUGGGGUUGCAGUGAAACUGCAUUGGGCUGUUUUUGUGUGUUCAAGUCUAAAAUCAGUACAAUGUUUGUUUUUUCUUUUCAGGAUUACUCCACCGUUUCACACUAGUAGCCCAGAACAUCAAAAGUACACCCCUCCAUCAACCAGUAGAAGAGGUCGUUUGUUUGACGGAGACGAGUUCUUGACUAAGAAUGCAGCUGGCCCAAGAAACCUGCUUGAGGUAAUUUUUUUUCUCAUGGACAGCUGGAUAUCUACAAAGACUAAGUACACUGCCAUGCCUGAACAUUGAGCCCUAACUAAUAAACAAAAGGAACAACGAUUGGAAAAACCUGUAAAAUUCAGUUACAAAUUAGAAAGGUCGACUUCUGUUUGUUGUAAGCAUGUCUCAGCCUUGAGCUGCUGUUUCAUCCAACCAAGAUGAAACGGGAGGCAUACCAUACCUCGGCACCUCUCUCUUACGCCUUACAGUGGGCUAAUAAAACCCAAUUAUAAUCUAUAAGGCUAUUUGUGCCAAAAUUUCAGACAGAUGGUUUCACGUUAACAUUAUUUCCUCACGGAUGGAACUCCACCGCGAAUCGUUACAUGUGCGGUAUAUAAUAUUCAAGUUUAUUAAAAUAACUUGAUCUUAUGCUGUUAUUACUUAGGUGAAAUAGAGGCAAAGUUACUUUCAAAUACGUUGCUGAUUUUGCUAUUUGCCAGUGUUGCGUUGACAAAGCACAGUUACAUUUUAAAAAUCUCGUGUCUCACCGUUGUGGGCCCAAAAACUUUCGAAGUUAAGUUAUUAUUUACGUUUUCUCACGAUAGUUCCUUGGUUCCAGGUAUUUGAAGAUGCAGCAAAUAGUCCUGAUUGGUGAUAUGAAAGUUUGAGAUGUGUACCAAAAAAAUAAAGUGGAGGAAGAGCCUCAAGUAAUGGAGAUCGAAGAAAACCUAUGGCUUUUUUAGUUGUUUUGUUCUCUCCACCAUUUGAUCAGUUUAAGCUCCAUGUAGACAAGUCAUAACUGGUGCCUGAACUCACGUAACCAACCUACCGUUUAACCCGUUUACGACCCAAGAGUGACCAACACCAGUUUUCCCCUAAUGAGAAGAGGUUAUGACCAAAGGGAAAUGGUUUGAUCUUUUAUCAAAUUCUCUCAACUAAUUCGUUAAAGAAACUUAUGGAGAUCAGUCUGCAGAGUUUGUAAGAAGUUAGUUGAAGCAUCAUGAUAACCACAGGAAAAAAAUUAACUUUUAUUAUUCUGAUUAUAGAUCAUAUAGUCAGGUGCCGUUUGUAUUUGGCAAUUUGUCAACAAAUACAUCAGUGUCUGUGACCUUUCAGUUUAAGAAAAGAAGCAAUUUAAAAUGAUAGUCUUUUUUUAACACAGAUAAAAAUGAAAAUAAUUGUUGUAUAAAGAGUUUAUGGCUUGCCGAUC
This is a messenger RNA of Porites evermanni, 12379 nucleotides long. Lineage: Eukaryota; Metazoa; Cnidaria; Anthozoa; Scleractinia; Poritidae. The record is from the annotation of a GenBank genome assembly.